AUGGCUAUGCCGAACAUGGCGUUCACGGUCACCGACUACCUCGAUUACAAGCCCAACUUCAUCAGCUCCUUCUACCAAAAUGUUUACUCUCCAGGCUUUGUCGAAAGGCAAGCCAUAACUGCGAUCGAAGAAUUCCUCUCGGUCCUCACUCCGCUGGUACCAGACAACGUUACGUUGCAACCUCCAGGAAUCUCCAUAGCGGGAAACGUCACCUUGCCUCUGGUUGUACAGACACCUCGGUUCAACGUUGGGUGCAACCUCUACCCAGCAUAUCGAAGGCUCAUUAUUGGGCUCAGCGACGUGAUCAGAUCGUGCCAUUUCUGCUUCCGUAAUGCUCAUCCCAAAGAAUUUGAUCUUGCAACAGACUUCUUGAAAAAGGUCUGGGAGAAUACACCUUCGGAGCAAUUGAUUGAUACGGCUGAGACCAGCUGCUUUUAUUCCAUGCGACUGACGUCUAAUUUGGCGGUAGAAUCAAGGCCGUUGAUGAGCGAUCAUCAAAGUCCGUGGUGUGUGCUCACUUCCGUGGGUGAUUGGACAAAUGGGCGGACUCUGAUUCCUAGAUUGUACACAUUCCCGCGUUUGACCGUGUAUGGGACGCCGGGAGAUACGAUCAUUGUUUCUGAUGGAGUGGAGGUUGGCAACGAGAGCCAUACAGGAAACAGAUUCCAGCUGGAGUUCUUCCUACCACCCAGUGUUUAUGGAGGAGACGGAGAAGAAUGAAACACUGGCGGUAUUGGAAGGCCAAUGUUAUUGGCAACCGGAGGAGGAUAGCCACAAGGAACAGCUUAAAGAAAGCAAGCGCAAGCCUAUUCCUGCAUAGGUCCAAGACUUUGUUGGUCAAAGGUAGAACAAUAACCUUGAAAGCGAUAGGGUGCAAGUUCCUGAAAUCUUAUCCCUGGAUUUCAUAAAGCAAUGGAUGGUGGAUUUACGAUAGAAUAUGUCAAGUUGGAACUCAUACGUGAGCAGACAGAUAUCUGCAC
Molecule: messenger RNA, 980 nt
Organism: Mollisia scopiformis
Lineage: Eukaryota; Fungi; Ascomycota; Leotiomycetes; Helotiales; Mollisiaceae
Exons: 1
Coding region: 1-720 (239 amino acids)
Source: RefSeq, a predicted model, not a curated record